Molecule: messenger RNA, 2817 nt
Organism: Emiliania huxleyi CCMP1516
Lineage: Eukaryota; Haptophyta; Isochrysidales; Noelaerhabdaceae
Exons: 6
Coding region: 1-2817 (938 amino acids)
Biological process (GO): chloride transmembrane transport
Molecular function (GO): chloride channel activity
Source: RefSeq, a predicted model, not a curated record
AUGAUCACGUCUACUCCAGGUUACGAUGAAGCCCGCUUCCAGUCCGAGGCGGAACUUGGUCUCGUUGCCGAUGUCGUCCUCGCCCAUCGCGCAGAGGGCGCCACCAAGGAGUCAGAGGUCACUGGCAAGAUGCCAAAGCCGACCGGGGGAGAGCCAGGGUUGCGCCAGUCGGGUGGCGAGAGCAGCCUGCUGAGGAAGGAGGCCGAGAGGGAGUCUCAGCGUGAGACGGAGCUGGAGGCGAAGCGUCGCGAGCUCAAGACGCUGCUCGAGUCGGUCGGGCUGCGCGUGCGGGUGCAGCACUCACGAGACGGCGGCGAGGUGAUGCUCAAGGUGACGGCCACGCUGGAGCGCCUCGAGGAUGAGGCCGAGCGCAGCGGCAUGAAGAUGGGCAUCGCCGGCUCGCAACGCCAAUACGAGCCCUUCACGCGCUCGCGGGCAGGGGAGUUUGCGGAGCGCGAGGUUGGCGGCGCUGGGCUUGACCUCGACGAGCUCGUUGUCAGCGGCGUACUGAUCUGCUACUUUGGUCUGCACUCCAUUGCAGAGAGGAACUCGCUCAACGCAGAGUGGCUAACCGUGCGCUCGUGGCCGUUUGCGAACCGGCGGCUCUUUCCGGACCUCGGGCUGAUGCAGCAGCCGAUAGGGGAGGUCCGGCAGUACUAUGGCGAGAGCAUCGCCAUGUACUUUGCCUGGAUGGAGCACUACACCAACUCGCUGACGGUGCUUGCGCUCAUCGCCGCUGUCGUCGAGCUGUCGCCGGUUGGUGCGCUCGGCACGCCGCUGUACGCAUGCGCCUCUGCGCUGUGGUGCACGUUGAUGGCGGAGUCGUGGAAGCGCCGCCAGGCCACGCUGGCGCACGAGUGGGGAAUGGUUGGCUACGAGAACGAGGAGCGGCCCCGGCCCGAGUUCAUCGCAGCCUUCCACAAGGGGCUGUGGGCAGCAGACCACGAGGCGGAUCCACCCGAGGUGGAUGAUGGCGAUGGGCUUUCGGAGAGCAACGCGAGCAUGCGGCUCGACGCGGAGAGCAAGCCAAUGGUGAAGAAGCGGCAGUCGUCCCUCACGAAGAUCGUGCGGGGCAACAAGGGCGGGAUGGAGCGGCGGAGCGGCUUUUACGACCGGCGCGGCUUUGUGCCGCAUGACGACGCUCCGGAGACGCUAGUGAUGCCCGAGGGGUCCCGGCUGCGCGUGUACCUCAUGAGCAUCCCGACGCUGGUGCUGUGCACCGUGCUGAUGCUGGUGGUCACACUCGGCAUCCUCACCUUCCGCAUGCUCAUGUCGCUGUCGCGGCAGCUGGAGGAGCAUCCGUACUUCAACCCGUCCACCGCGACGACGGUGGGCGCGCUGCUGAACACACUGUGGAUCACAGUCAUGAAUAUGGUGUACGCCAAGCUAGCCGCAUGGCUCAACGAUCUCGAGAACCACCGCACCGACACGGAGCACGAGGACGCGCUCAUCGUCAAGACCUUCCUCUUCCAGUUUGCAAACUCGUACAUCGUGCUCUUUUACAUCGCUUUCAUCCAGGGCCUCAACUUCUCGCUCUACGGUGCCUUUGGCUACACCAACGCGGCGGGCCAGGCGUACCACGACAUGUGCGGCCUCUCGGGCGGUGAGUCUGGGGCCGACUCGUGGGCCUUUGCCGGCUGCAAGGGCCCCGGCGGCAGCGCAGGCGUACCGCCCCCGACGGCGGGCGACCCGCUCGACGCAUCCAACCCUCAGGGGCACUGCGAGCGGGCGAUCUUUGUCGAGGCGCGCCACGACCCUGACGGCUGCGUCGGGCUGCUCCGCACGCAGCUGUUCUACUACACCGUCUUCAAGCCCCUCUACGAGGUUGCGCUGCAGGCUCUCAUCCCGUGGCUGCAGCACCGCUACAACCUCUACCAGCUCCGCCAGCGCGUCGGCCGGUCCUCCAUCGCGGCCACGGGGAUGGCCAGCGCGGAGGCAGCAGACAGCGGCGGGAAGAUGGCGGGCUGCGUCGACUGGAUGACGGGGCUCGUGGGGGCGCCGCCGGGGACGCAGAGUAGUACGGUGAGCAUCGACCUGAGCUCCGAGGAGCAGGUUGCGCUUCGCUUCGUCGAGCUCGGUCAGGAGAUCGAGGAGCAGAUGGCCAUGCCGGCGUUCGACGGCACCUUUUCCGAGUACAACACCAAGGUGAUACAGUACGGCUUUGUCUGCAUGUUUGCCUCCGCCUUCCCACCCGCCGCCAUCGCCGCAGCGAUCGCCAACUUUGUCGAGCUACGCUUCGACGCGCACAAGAUUGGCUACUCGCAUCGCCGGCCGGUCUACCGCGGCGCGGAGGACAUCGGCUCCUGGCAGCACGUGAUGGACGUGCUCUCGUGGCUGGCGCUCGUCAUCAAUGCUCUGAUCGUGGCGUACACGUCCAACAGCGUGCGCGACAUGCUCGUAAUACCGUGGCUCGCCGACAGAAGCGACUGCUCCAGCGACGCGGCCCCCUCGUGGGAUGAGGACUGCGUCUCCAACUGGCGAGAGUGCUACCUCAACAUUGGCGGCACGCCUGAGUACCCGGCAUGGCAGUACCUGCCCACAAACAUCACCGUCUCGGUCCCGCUGCUCACGGCGCUAUGCGAGAAGAAGGUGGCGGCCGAGAUGCAGACGCUGUACGACGAGGAGCAUUGCUUCGUGUGCCAGGCGCGGCAGCGCGCCGUCUCAUUAUCGCUCGUCUGGACCGUCUUUGUUCUCGAGCACGUUCUCGUCCUCGUCAAGCUCUUCCUCGCCGCCUUGGUGCCCGACGUGCCGCGCUGGGUCGAGCUUGAGCAGGCAAAGCAGCGCCAUGUGAGCGAGCGCCAGCGCAAGAAGCAAUGA